AUGGUGCAGAACAAGUACUUUCGAUACAAGGCCGUCCCUAGCGGAUGGCCAGAGCCUAAUAAGGACCUGGAUAUCGCGUCUGAGGAGUUCGACCUCGAGGCACCUCCUCCCAGAAAUGGCUUCAUCACAAAGAAUCUGUAUGCGGCUUUUGAUCCCAGCCAAAGAGGUAGGAUGAGAGAUUCCAAAGUCUGGUCUUACUCAAAGGCUAUGGAGGUAGGAAAGCCAGUUGAGUCAGUCAGUGUAAUUGGCAAAGUCCUGAAAUCAGACAACUCGCAGUUCAAGGAGGGAGAGCAUGUAAUAUUGUGGAGUAGCUACACGGAAACGUACUCGAAAGUCUCCCCAGAAGACACCAACGGCUUGAGUGAUCAGAAAGUUGAGAGCAGUAGAAGAGCCCAACGCUUCGAACCAGCUUCAGGUGUGCCAUUUACCGCCUAUAUCAACGCUCUGGGUAUGACUGGUAUGACUGCCUAUGGUAGCCUCCAUGAGAUUGGUACACCGCGGAAAGGAGAGACAAUCUGGGUGUCGGCCACGGCUGGUGCUGUGGGUCUCGUCGUCGCGCAAGUCGCUCUUCGAGAAGGACUGAAAGUGAUAGGUAGUGUUGGCGAUGACAAGAAGUUGGAGCACUUGAGAGAGCUCGGGAUCACAGAAUGCUUCAAUUACAAAAAGGAGGAUCCUCGCAGUGCUCUCAAGAGGUUGGCACCUGACGGAAUAGAUAUUUUUUACGACAACGUCGGAGGUGAGCAGCUCGAUAUUGCGCUCGAGCACAUCAAAGUUGGGGGCAGAAUUGUCGCGUGCGGUGCAAUCUCGCAAUACAACAACCAGCCAGGGCAAGGGUACGGAGUGAAAAACACAACGAUGAUGGUAAGGAAGCGGCUUCGAUGGCAGGGCUUUCUAGUGUUCGAUCAGAAUAUCAUGCAGCACAGCAAAGCACGAGACGAGAAUAUUACCAAGUGGAUCCAGGAAGGUAGUUUCAAGUCCGACGAUCACGUUACAGAUGGUAUGGACAAUGCAGUUGAAGGCUUUUUGGGCAUGCUGAAGGGUGAUAAUCUAGGUAAGGCCAUCUUGAAAAUCAGCGAUGAAUGA
Messenger RNA from Lithohypha guttulata, 1083 nucleotides. RefSeq lists its product as uncharacterized. The record is from RefSeq and is a predicted model, not a curated record. Gene Ontology annotation, molecular function: oxidoreductase activity, acting on the CH-CH group of donors, NAD or NADP as acceptor. Bases 1 to 1083 code for a protein of 360 amino acids. NCBI's taxonomy places the organism in Eukaryota, Fungi, Ascomycota, Eurotiomycetes, Chaetothyriales, Trichomeriaceae. The transcript has 2 exons.